CCCAGGUCUGGACUUCAGUUACAGAGGAGAAACAGACAAGCAGCAUGCCUGGUUGCAGUGCUGGCUGGCCGCCUCGCCACGUGCUCAUGGCCUCUCUCAGGCUGGCACUAAGCAGUGUCAUGCGUCUGGGCUGGGUAGGAGAUUAAUUCUUGAGGGCAUUUCAGGGCUAAGAAGACAAGCAAAUGACAGGUUCAAGAGAGAAGGGCAGCUGCAUCCUUGACAGCUCCGCCUCCGGGGAGACCAUAGCAGGGACAGUAAGAAGCCCAGAUUGAGAAAAACAGUCCAAGAGAGGACCUGUGUAGAUCUGGCCUCUACCAAGCCCUGGCUUCAGCCCUGCCAGCUUCAGCUGCUCUGGCUCCGCCUCCGUGUCCCUCCCCCACCCAUCCUGCAUACACUUAACACUCCUGGCGCCUGAGUCCACCCAUUCCAGCUAGUGUGGGAGCUGUGGAAGACCAGGAGCAAAGCACAAGAAGCAGCUUCACGAGUCAUAAUAUCUGCCUGCUUUCCCCAGAGGAGGUAUAAUUUGCCAAUAAUCCACCAAGCAAGUAAUUUCUACAUCUGCUCAAACCAGAUACUUCAGCUGAAAGGAUGUAAGGGGCAUGGUCUUAAGGACCAGAGUAAACAACAAGCUUUUCUGCCCAGCCUAGGCUGCCACCUGCAGGUUAUCUGGAUCCAGCAAUGUGGCUUCCUCUGCUCCUGGGUACCUUGCUCUGGGCAGCACUGUGGUUGCUCAGAGACCGGCAGAAACUGCCUGCCAGCGAUCCCUUCAUCUUUAUCACUGGCUGUGACUCAGGCUUUGGACGCCUUCUGGCACUGCGAAUGGACCAGAAGGGCUUCCGAGUCCUGGCCAGCUGCCUGACCCCAUCUGGGGCAAAGGAACUGCAGCAGAUGGCUUCUUCCCGCCUCCACACCACCCUGCUGGACGUCACUGAUCACCAGAGUGUCCAGCAGGCAGCCAAAUGGGUAGAGACACACGUUCAGGGAGCAGGGCUUUUUGGUCUGGUGAAUAACGCUGGUGUGGCAGGCAUCAUCGGGCCCACACCCUGGCUAACAUGGGAAGACUUCCAUCAGGUGCUGAAUGUGAAUACAUUGGGUCCCAUCAGGGUCACCCUUGCCCUGCUGCCCCUGCUACAGCAGGCCCAGGGCAGAGUAGUCAACAUCACCAGUGUCCUGGGUCGCAUCGCAGCCAAUGGUGGGGGCUACUGUGUCUCCAAGUUUGGCCUGGAAGCCUUCUCUGACAGUCUAAGGCGGGACGUGGCUCCUUUUGGGGUACGAGUCUCCAUCGUGGAGCCUGGCUUCUUCCAAACCCCUGUGACCAGCUUGGAGAGUCUGGAGAACACCCUGCAGGCAUGCUGGGCACGGCUACCUCCAGCCACACGGGCCCGCUAUGGGGAUGCCUUCUUCUCCACCUACCUCAGAGUGCAGCGGCGCAUCAUGAACAUGAUCUGCGACCCGGAUCUAACCAAAGUGAGCCAAUGCCUAGAGCACGCACUGACCGCUCGCCACCCCCGAACCCGCUACAGCCCAGGCUGGGAUGCCAAGCUACUCUGGCUGCCUGCCUCCUACCUGCCAGCUAGCCUUGUGGAUGCUGCGCUCACCUGGCUCCUUCCUAAGCCUGCCCAGUCAGUGCAUUGAGCCCAGCCUUCCAGCAAAAUUGUUUUUCCAAGGGCAAGGACUUUUUAUUUGUCCCCAACCUGGUAAUGCCUGCUAUAUGGCACAAAAUAGACAUUAAAAAUAAACGUAUUUUAAAACAAAA
Cavia porcellus (domestic guinea pig) is the source of this 1756-nucleotide messenger RNA. It is a transcript of the gene Rdh5, whose product is annotated as retinol dehydrogenase 5. NCBI's taxonomy places the organism in Eukaryota, Metazoa, Chordata, Mammalia, Rodentia, Caviidae. Gene Ontology annotation, biological process: retinoid metabolic process; steroid metabolic process. The transcript is spliced from 5 exons. Gene Ontology annotation, cellular component: intracellular membrane-bounded organelle. The record is from RefSeq and is a predicted model, not a curated record. Gene Ontology annotation, molecular function: all-trans-retinol dehydrogenase (NAD+) activity. Bases 679 to 1635 code for a protein of 318 amino acids.